Belonocnema kinseyi is the source of this 453-nucleotide messenger RNA. Its product is annotated as inactive pancreatic lipase-related protein 1-like. The record is from RefSeq and is a predicted model, not a curated record. Gene Ontology annotation, molecular function: lipase activity. The transcript is spliced from 2 exons. Bases 22 to 453 code for a protein of 143 amino acids. NCBI's taxonomy places the organism in Eukaryota, Metazoa, Arthropoda, Insecta, Hymenoptera, Cynipidae.
GGCAUUGCACUUGCGAAUGUAAUGGAUGAACUUACAGAGUUUUUUCACGUACAAAUUGGUAUGUUUAGCAACGUAUCAUUGACAAUUUUCGACGAUGAUGAGAAUCCUGUCGAACUUGCUUUAGAGCUUCCCGAUUUCAAUUUACUUAAUGUUUUUACCGACCUUAACGAAGUGGUAACUAUUCAACUUUUUACUAAUGAAUCCGGCGGUGAAUAUGAAAUUUUAGGAAUCAACAAUGAAACGGCAUUAAAAGAAAGUUAUUUUGAUGCCAACCGACGCACUUACAUCUUAACGCAUGGCUUUAUGAGUUCUAGCGACAGCCCAGCAUGCAAUUUAGUUCGAUAUGCUCUGCAGAACACAACAGAUUCGAACAUCAUUACGGUGAAUUGGAGCCCUUUGGCAAAGGGGCUCUAUACAGUAGCCAAAUUAUUCACACCACAAAUAGGAUUAUAG